GUAGCAAUUUGAAACAUGAAGACUACGAUUCUACUGUUUUGUCUUCUAGGAUCAGCUCAGUCAUUACCACAGCUCAACCCUGCUUUGGGACUUCCAACAAAGCUGGCUCCAGACCAGGUAACGCUACUAAACCAACAGCAGCCAAAUCAGGUCUUCCCUUUAAGUCUAAUACCAUUGACACAGAUGCUCACCCUGGGGUCAGAUCUGCAACUGUUAAAUCCUGCUGCAGGAAUGACACCUGGUGCCCAGACCCACCCGCUGACAUUAGGCGGGCUGAACGUGCAACAGCAGCUGCAACCACAGAUGUUACCAAUCUUUUUAGCACAACUUGGAGCCCAGGGUACUAUCCUAAGCUCAGAGGAAUUGCCAGUGGGCUCACCAUUCUUCACGGGCCUCAUCCUCCAUCCUUUGUUCCCGGGAGGCAUCCUGCCCACCAGUCAGGCAGGGACUAAACCAGAUGUCCAGGAUGGAAGCCUUCCUGCAGGACAGACAGGUGCAAAUCCUGCUAUCCAGGGAACCCCAGCGGGCCUUCCAACUCCCAGUGGCACAGAUGAUGAGUUUGGAGUGACCACCCCUGCCAGCAUCCAAAGGGGCACGCACACUGUGGAGGAAACCACCACAGAAUCACCAGAUGGAAUUCAGUAAGCUGUUCCAAAUUUUUUCAACUAAACCUCAGAUUUGGUGAUGCAUGUGAAUCUUUUCAAUUGAUCAUAUUAUGGAAUAGAUUGAAACACACUGUAGAGUCUCAGAAGAAAUUAAUUUUUAGUUUACCUGAAAAUGUUCCUGAAAUUUUAGAAAAUAUAUUCUACCUAGGAAAUACUAACUUCUGAAAAAAAUAAUUAAAUAGAUAAAUUUGUCUUUGAAAUAUAGCGUCAUACCACCUGGGUGAUAUGUAUACUAAAACGUAUUUUGAACACUG
Carlito syrichta (Philippine tarsier) is the source of this 919-nucleotide messenger RNA. It is a transcript of the gene AMTN, whose product is annotated as amelotin. Bases 16 to 645 code for a protein of 209 amino acids. NCBI's taxonomy places the organism in Eukaryota, Metazoa, Chordata, Mammalia, Primates, Tarsiidae. Gene Ontology annotation, biological process: odontogenesis of dentin-containing tooth; positive regulation of enamel mineralization. The record is from RefSeq and is a predicted model, not a curated record. Gene Ontology annotation, cellular component: basement membrane; cell-cell junction. The transcript is spliced from 8 exons.